CGUCCGCGUCUCUUCGAGCAGUACGCGUCCACACGUCGCGACGACACGGAUUCGGAUCGUGCACCCAGUCGCCGUUCCAUCCUCGAGUGCUCGUGAAUUUCGAUCGAAACGUUGAACCCUUUGUGCACGUGAUCCUGUACGAGAUUCUAUCAUCUUCGUUCGUCGUGCCGUUCUCCUCCCUGUGCACGAGAUCCUUCUGUGAACGUCUCUUCUUCAUUCGGCGGAAAACGAUGUGGCCAACAGGUCGACUCGUGUCGUCGCACAGGAGUCGAGGAGAUUGAGAAGGAAUCGCGAAUUUGUCCAGAAUUUGGGAUAGGUCAGUGAGACAAGGUGCGAGCGAGAGUAAGCAACAAGGGUAGAGAUAGUGAAUAGAUUAAAAAUUACCAUUUUCUCUACACGAUGAUAUCUCAAGAACCAGAAGUCGUAUCGAGAUAAAUAAAAAAACAUCUUAAAGGAUUCGUUCCGGAAAGCAGCAUCAACAGUGCAAACCAGUGAGUUUCGAGUUAUCGCCGGAAGUGCGAUCGUUUCACGGCUGACGGAAUGACGUCGGCCCCGUCCUCCGCAUCGUCGUCGUCGACGCAGCCAUCCCUCGUCUGUCCCUCGAUUCCCGAUAGAAUACGCGCGCUUAACCAGUGAAAACCGAUCCAACCCUUCGACACACGAACACCGAGAAAUCUUGGAGGAUUCUUUCGUUCCCUCGUGGCGAUGAUCCAUCUUCCCUGAGUGAUCGAUCACAGACAGAUUUCUGGUCAGAUCCGCGAGAUAAAGCGAGCGAAAAAUCUCCACGACGCAAAGAGAAAGAAGAAGAAAUAAUAAGGAGCGGUUUCGAGAAAUUUUUUUUUUUUUCGAGGAAUACAAUUUAAUAAACAAGUAUCCGACAACAAGAUGAACACCACGAUGACAAGCACGAUAACUACCAUGAUAAGCGGCACGAGUAUCGAUUACUCUCAGAUAACGAGUCAAGAGGACUCGACUAUCCAGAACUGCGAGGCCGAUCUGCCGAUCAUUUCGUUGGUCAACCAGAUUCUUUACUCCAUCGUCUGCAUCGUCGGCCUCCUCGGCAACACACUCGUCAUCUACGUGGUGUUGCGAUUCUCGAAAAUGCAAACCGUAACGAACAUGUACAUCGUGAACCUGGCGAUAGCGGACGAGUGUUUCCUGAUAGGUAUACCGUUCCUCGUCACAACGAUGAGUCUGCGCAGUUGGAUAUUCGGGAAGAUAAUGUGCAAGGCGUACAUGACCACAACAAGUAUCAACCAGUUCACCAGCAGCAUAUUCCUCUUCAUCAUGAGCGCGGAUCGUUACAUCGCCGUUUGCCAUCCGAUCUCCUCGCCUAAAAUUCGGACGCCGUUCAUCUCGAAGGUGGUCUCGUUGACGGCCUGGGCAACUAGCGCGCUCUUCAUGAUACCUAUAUUCCUGUACGCGAACGCCAUGGAAUCGGAGAAAGGGAUCAACUGCAACAUCUACUGGCCCAACGAUCGCGGAGGUCACACCACCUUCACAUUGUACACGUUCAUCUUAGGCUUCGCCAUCCCAUUGAUGCUCAUACUGAUCUUCUACUUCCUCGUGAUCAGGAAAUUGCAAACGGUGGGGCCGAAGAACAAGUCGAAGGAGAAGAAACGAUCUCAUCGCAAAGUGACGAAACUCGUGCUCACCGUGAUCACGGUUUACGUUCUGUGCUGGCUGCCCUACUGGCUGAUGCAGGUGGCGCUCAUCUACACCCCGCCCAAACAGUGUCAGAGCAAGAUCACGAUCACCAGCUUCCUGCUCGCCGGUUUCCUCAGUUACAGCAACAGCGCGAUGAACCCGAUCCUGUACGCGUUUCUAAGCGAUAAUUUUAAAAAGAGUUUCUUGAAAGCGUGUACCUGCGCCGCUGGCAAGGACGUGAACGCCACGUUGCACAUCGAGAACAGCGUGUUUCCCCGCAGGAACAAGGCGAACGCGGACAAGCUUCAAUCGAAUCGGUUGGUCGUAUCCGGCCACUCGAGGCUGGAGUUGGAGGACGAGGACGCGGAGAGGGGGCUGUUGAUCAGCAAAACUUCGACGACCACGGUGACCAUGACGUCACGAUCGAACAUCACCAUAGGCAAUGAGCCGAAGGAGCAGGGCCAGAGGGAGAAAGACGCGUUGAAGAACGGGGUGCAGCUGACGUUGUUGACUCAAGUGUAG
This is a messenger RNA of Apis laboriosa (Himalayan honeybee), 2169 nucleotides long. Its product is annotated as somatostatin receptor type 2-like. NCBI's taxonomy places the organism in Eukaryota, Metazoa, Arthropoda, Insecta, Hymenoptera, Apidae. Gene Ontology annotation, molecular function: peptide binding; somatostatin receptor activity. Gene Ontology annotation, cellular component: neuron projection; membrane. Gene Ontology annotation, biological process: G protein-coupled receptor signaling pathway. The record is from RefSeq and is a predicted model, not a curated record. The transcript is spliced from 3 exons. Bases 886 to 2169 code for a protein of 427 amino acids.